Effrenium voratum is the source of this 774-nucleotide messenger RNA. The record is from the annotation of a GenBank genome assembly. Lineage: Eukaryota; Dinophyceae; Suessiales; Symbiodiniaceae.
AUGCCUACGCAGACCAACUACGGCUACACGGGCACGGCGGCCACGUCGGGUUCCACGGCCACCGUGGCCGCCGGUGCGGCCGCGGUGGGCACUGCCGCGCUGGCGGCAGGGGCCUACUACGCCUACACCGAAAAGUACGGGGAUUCCCCCUCCCAUCGGCGCCGAACCGUGAGCGACAUUCAGAAGGUGGAUUGGUGUAUUGUGAUGGCGCCCGGAUCCCGCAGCGGAGACUUCAUGCAGUGCAACAAGUGCUACGACUUGUUCGGCUACUCAGAUUGCCAAUCCGCGAAAGCCUGCAACACAGCGACUGGAUGCACUUAUACUGCAACACAGAACUUCAUCCGCGACGACCUGGCGCUCACUGGAUUUGUGCCCAAGAGAUACACCUUCCCUUUCCAAGUGACCUUCACCAGCAUCACCGGGGGCAUCGACACGGACCCCGUCACUGGCAUUUGCCCGCCGGUGACGAAGGCCCAAGCGGAUCUGAUUGAGACGUUCAACAAGACCAUGUCCUUCAAGCCCCAAUUCUUCGUGGUGCUCACGAAGCAAGACGUGCUGAGACAAGCCAUGACCUGUGACACCGACACCACGGCCACGUGCACAAGUACUUGCUAUCUCAACAACACGAAUUGCGAGAGUGGUGUUUGCGUUUGCGAGAAUGGCUACUGUUGGAACGGUGACAGCUGCGCCUUGGCAUCGACAAUCAGCCGGAGCUGGUCGGAGAAGCUGAGCUGGCCACUGCUGGCCUUGGUGUCGUAUCUCGGUUUCCUUUGA